This is a messenger RNA of Sphaeroforma arctica JP610, 258 nucleotides long. RefSeq lists its product as hypothetical. The transcript has a single exon. The record is from RefSeq and is a predicted model, not a curated record. NCBI's taxonomy places the organism in Eukaryota, Ichthyosporea, Ichthyophonida. The annotation marks the transcript as partial.
GUCAUUGCUCCUCCGCCAACGGCGGCGAUGGAUCCGAGGCAAUCAAGGCCGAGCGCAAUAUAGAACUGCAAGCUCUAACCGACGACUUGCACAAGUUCACACCAGAACAAGACCAGACAGUCACACUCACUUAUGAUACAAACAGCGAAGGUGUCAAGAGCGGAGUGGUGGUAGUCACGUUCAACGUACCAGACAAGCUGAAUGCCCUCACGGAGGUUAUCGGUCAUGUCUUCGAGAAACGCAUGAGGCAGAUCCGAG